This is a messenger RNA of Paraglomus occultum, 184 nucleotides long. The record is from the annotation of a GenBank genome assembly. NCBI's taxonomy places the organism in Eukaryota, Fungi, Glomeromycota, Glomeromycetes, Paraglomerales, Paraglomeraceae.
GGCACGGCCGAAAUCUUGGUCUUCACGGGGAAGUGGGGUUGAACUGUACCAAAGCUAUAGCGCUUAUGCAAAUGAGUUACAGUCGACUAACCACGAAUAUGUUCCACCGGUGCCGCAACUGACAGAGUAUGCCAACAGAUAUCAAGGAAGGAUGCUCAGAAGAAAUAAUCAGGAAUAUGGUUAA